AUGACUGAAACACGUCCGAAGCAUUACUUCGGUUUCCACUACCGUAUCCUGCGAUUCCUAGGUCUGGGCUGGUGGCAUGACCCUGAGGAAGGUAAUACCUCCAACUUCCCAGGAUGGUAUCUCUACUACUCCAUCGCCACCCAACUUAUCUGGGUAGCCGGUUUCGUCGGCUUGGAAACUAUAGACCCAUUCGUCGGAGAGAAAGAGAUGGAUCGAUUCAUGUUCAGCCUCUCUUUCGUCAUCACCCAUAACCUCACCCUCAUAAAACUGUACAUAUUCUUCUUCAAAAACGCUGAUAUCCAGGAAAUAGUCCACACUUUAGAAAUCGGGAUUUACGACUAUUAUCAAAACGAUGAAAAAAAUCGAAAGACGGUGAGAAUGUCAAAAAUAGUCACCGCAGCGUUUAUUUUCUUUGGCUGGGUGACUAUUGGGAACGGCAACGUGUACGGGACUAUACAAGAUCUGAAAUGGAAGUCAUUAGUUGCUACUUUGAAUGAUACUGAUGUGCGGCCAGUGAGGACUCUUCCUCAGCCGAUUUAUAUUCCUUGGGAUUAUCAGAAAGACGCUUCGUACAUCCCAACGUUUGUGCUGGAGACUGUCGGCUUGUUAUGGACUGGUCACAUUGUCAUGACAAUAGACACGUUUAUUGCAUCCGUUAUCCUGCACAUGGGCUCCCAGUUUGAAAUACUUCACGAGGCAAUAACAACUGCGUACGAUCGGACAAUAGCUUCACUGCGGGAAGGUGUCCAUGCGGAUGCUAACAAUCUCCGAGAAGGCGAGUCUUCAAAACUAAGCGAAGAUGAAAACAACGAAAGAAUAGUCAAAUCUUUUGUUCCUAAAGAAGACAUUGAUGCAGCGUUAAAAAAUACUUUUAGGAACUGUUUUCGACAGCAUCAAGUCCUUAUCAAUUGCGUGGAGAAAUUCUCUAGAACUUAUUCUUACGGCUUCAUGACUCAACUGCUCUCGAGUAUGGCGGCCAUUUGCGUAGUAAUGGUUCAAGUUUCGCAAGACGCUUCCAGCUUCAAGUCGGUGAGGCUAAUAACAUCAGUGGCGUUCUUCGUGGCCAUGAUUUUGCAACUCGGGAUGCAAUGUCUCACUGGAAAUGAGCUAACGAUUCAAGUCGGCAAACGACCGAUGGACACCCGCAAUACCAAAGGAGAUACGAAGUGCGUUGCCGGCGUUUGA
Messenger RNA from Spodoptera exigua (beet armyworm), 1185 nucleotides. NCBI's taxonomy places the organism in Eukaryota, Metazoa, Arthropoda, Insecta, Lepidoptera, Noctuidae. The record is from the annotation of a GenBank genome assembly.